Messenger RNA from Rhizoctonia solani, 909 nucleotides. RefSeq names its product Lipase (class 3). NCBI's taxonomy places the organism in Eukaryota, Fungi, Basidiomycota, Agaricomycetes, Cantharellales, Ceratobasidiaceae. The transcript is spliced from 6 exons. The coding region runs from base 1 to 909 and encodes 302 amino acids. Gene Ontology annotation, biological process: macroautophagy; neutral lipid catabolic process; multivesicular body membrane disassembly. Gene Ontology annotation, molecular function: glycerophospholipase activity. The record is from RefSeq and is a predicted model, not a curated record.
AUGCUUUUCAAGCUGCUCGCGCACACUCUCGCAGGCGCCGGAAGGAAAAUCUGUCCUUGGAAGAUUUUCCCUCGAUCGAGAAUGGGGUCAAAGCUUAGGUUGGAACGAGAUGACGUCGAUGGACCUGCUAUCGACAAACGCGAGACGGUCCUCGCGCUGGCCAAGAUGACAAAUAACGCGUGGCAACUGGACUGCGGAUCACAACAUCGGUUGGGAGCCAGAUGCGACGGGUUCCGUGGUCACGUAUUUCUUUCUGCCGAUAAUGCCACUGCAAUACUUUCUAUCAAAGGGACCAGCGCUGGCCUGUUGGGUGGCGGUGGACCCACUGUACGCAAAGAUAAGCUGAACGAUAACCUAAUGUUCAGCUGUUGUUGCGCCCAUGUCGAUUGGACUUGGUCGACUGUUUGUGGAUGCUUCGGGGGAGGAAACAAAUGUGACGAAGACUGUGUCGAGGAUGCGCUGACGGAUGAGAGCUUAUUUUACCCUGUGGGAAUUAAUUUGUACAACAAUCUCACAUACAUGUACCCUAACGCAAAGAUAUGGGUAAUCGGCCACAGCCUAGGAGGUGCACUUGCCUCACUGAUUGGCACGACCUUUGGUGCACCCACCGUAGCGUUCGAGGCACCUGGAGAACGCAUGGCCGCUCAGAGACUUCAUCUCCCCAUGCCUUCUAUCAUAUACGAUACUGUUACCGAACUUCACUGGUCGGCAGAUAUCCGAACUCAUGGGAUCGUAGUGGUUAUCGAGCAACUGCUAGCCGCUGACUGGAGCGAACAAACCGGAAAGUCGAACAACAAGAAGGGAUGUGAAGACAUUGGCACUUCGUUGGAGGAUCGGUGGAAGUACCUACGCCGAAGCCAGAAGACGAUUGCGUUGAAUGCUACAUAUGGGAGUUUGGAGAUUAUAUGA